This is a messenger RNA of Yarrowia lipolytica CLIB122, 405 nucleotides long. NCBI's taxonomy places the organism in Eukaryota, Fungi, Ascomycota, Dipodascomycetes, Dipodascales. The record is from RefSeq and is a predicted model, not a curated record.
AUGUCUGACAAUUGGUCUGAUACCUUCUCUCUCAAACUCGAGAGUCAGCUUCCAGGGUCGGAUCCCGUGGUCACUGGCCGAUACGUGCUCCAAUCGACCGUGUCAUCGACACACAUGUCAUGGAAUCUAAAAGGAUCGCCCAUCAUCAGGGCUCAGCAUCAUUCACUUUUUCUCCAAACAGCUUCACGUUGGUGGCUGGUAGGUCAGAAAUUACCCAAGGAGACGACUACUUUGUGCAACAGGACAGCUCUGAAAACGACCCAGAAGAUGGCUCAGAAGAUGGCUCAGAAGAUGGCUCAGAAGAUGGCCCAGAAGCUGGCUCAAAAACGUUCUUCGUGCUCUAGAGAUUUAUCUGGUUUAUGUUUGCACUCAUGGAACCAACCAAACGAUCAAGAAUUGACCUGA